UUUGGUGAAGUGCGGUCCUCCUGCAAAGUGCCCUAAUGGAGCAUCCACUACUAGCUACUACCACUCUCACUUUUGCUUUCCAUAAAGAAGAAAACAAAACCCACACAAAUUAUUCUCACCAAAUACCUCAAAACAAGAACAAAAAUGGAACACAAAUGCUCUUUCUUGUUCGUUCUUGCAGUAAUAUUAAUGUUCAGCUUCUUACAUGAACCUAAAACUGUUUCUUCUUCGUCGUCGUCUGCGUGUAAUGGAUCGAUAGCAGAGUGCUACGCGGAAGAAUAUGAGAUGCUGAUGGAAUCGGAAAUAAGCAGAAGGUUUUUAGAAGAGAAGAAAUAUAUAUCACCCGGUGCUUUAAAGAGAGAUCAGCCGGUGUGUAAGAGUGGAGCUAACGGUCAGUCUUACAGUAGCAGCUGUUUGCCGCCUUCUUCCAAUCCUCAUUCUCGUGGUUGUUCUAAGUAUUAUCGCUGUCGUUCUGAUUCUUGAUUGUGUUUUUAUGAUUAUGUUUCAACUUCAUCCAUAUCUAAUUUAUGACUUGUUAAUACUUCAAGCUUUAAGGUUCCAACUUUAUGAUUUGUUUUAGUUUUCUAUUCAUUUCUACUGCUACCCCACUCGAGUUUUGAAAUGUCCAUGUUCUGUUCGUUAUAUGAAAUUUAUGUUUGUUCGAGCUU
Mercurialis annua (annual mercury) is the source of this 668-nucleotide messenger RNA. Its product is annotated as protein RALF-like 32. The coding region runs from base 145 to 483 and encodes 112 amino acids. The record is from RefSeq and is a predicted model, not a curated record. The transcript has a single exon. Lineage: Eukaryota; Viridiplantae; Streptophyta; Magnoliopsida; Malpighiales; Euphorbiaceae.